AGUGGAGUGGAGUAGAGCGGAGUGGAAUGGAGUGCAGUGGAGUGGAGCGGACUGGAAUGGAGCGGAGUGCUGAGAAUAUGAUUGUAGAGCCAGUUUGGUCGGAGAUGGACAAUGGCUCUUUCCCGAGGUCUGAGAUGCUGUGCCCGGGUGUUUUCCUGGAUACCUGUCCUCAUAAUCACCUCCGUGGUGCUGUGGUCCUACUACGCCUAUGUGUUUGAGCUAUGUGUAUUCACUAUCAGCAACACAUUGGAGAAGGUGGCCUACCUACUGGUGUUCCAUGUGUGUUUUGUGAUGUUCUCCUGGACCUAUUGGAAGGCCAUCUUCACUCCUCCUGCCACACCCUGCAAAAAGUAUUAA
Oncorhynchus keta (chum salmon) is the source of this 357-nucleotide messenger RNA. RefSeq names its product palmitoyltransferase ZDHHC15B-like. The transcript has 4 exons. The record is from RefSeq and is a predicted model, not a curated record. Bases 112 to 357 code for a protein of 81 amino acids. Lineage: Eukaryota; Metazoa; Chordata; Actinopteri; Salmoniformes; Salmonidae.